AUGGCUGACGAUGAACCUUUCGAUCUAAGAGCUAAAAAGAAGAAAAAGAAGAAAGUUAAGGACGAUACUGCUGAAAACGAAGGUGCUCCAGAAGAAGGUACAGGUGAUGCAACUGAUCAAACAACCCCUACAACAGUAACAAAAGAGAAAAAAGGAAAAUCGGUUGCGUUUGCUGAUCAAGGUGAAGAGAAUAAAGAAAAUCCUCCUGAACAUCAACCAGUAGUUGCUAAUGAUACAUCAGCAGCAGCACCAGGAGCGGGCGAAGAAGAUGAUGCAGAUGAGUUAUCAUUUUUAAAGAAGAAGAAAAAGAAGAAAGCAACAACAGGAAAUGUUGACGAUACUAAGAAAGAUACAGGAGAUGAACCAACACCUGUUCCUAAUGUUAGUUCUGGUGGGGAUUAUUCUUAUGAUGAGUUAUUAACAAGAGUAUUUAAUAUAAUGAAAGAGAAAAACCCUGAUAUGGAUGCACGUGAAAAAAUACGAUUAACAUUAAAACCACCACAAGUAGCACGUAUUGGAACGAAACGAACCUCAUUUUCAAAUUUUGGUGAAAUAUGCAAAUCUUUAAAACGUCAAGAAAAACAUUUACAUCAAUAUCUGUUAGCUGAAUUAGGAACUACUGGUUCUGUUGAUGCUAACAAUGCCUUAACGAUUAAAGGACGCUUUCAACAAAAGCAAAUCGAAAGUGUAUUACGAUCAUACAUUAAGGAAUAUGUUAUAUGUAAAACGUGUCGAUCACCCGAAACACUAUUACAAAAAGAAGAACGUUUAUCUGUGUUGCAGUGUACAAAUUGUCGUUCGAGAUAUUUCGUAUCUGGAAUUAAAACAGGUUUUCAAGCCCAAGUUGGGAAACGUGCAGCUACACGUGCAAAAACAGCAUAA
This is a messenger RNA of Didymodactylos carnosus, 882 nucleotides long. NCBI's taxonomy places the organism in Eukaryota, Metazoa, Rotifera, Eurotatoria, Philodinida, Philodinidae. The record is from the annotation of a GenBank genome assembly.